Messenger RNA from Cimex lectularius (bed bug), 1204 nucleotides. RefSeq names its product malate dehydrogenase, cytoplasmic (gene Mdh1). Gene Ontology annotation, cellular component: cytosol; mitochondrion. Gene Ontology annotation, molecular function: L-malate dehydrogenase (NAD+) activity. The transcript is spliced from 6 exons. NCBI's taxonomy places the organism in Eukaryota, Metazoa, Arthropoda, Insecta, Hemiptera, Cimicidae. The coding region runs from base 145 to 1131 and encodes 328 amino acids. Gene Ontology annotation, biological process: malate metabolic process; oxaloacetate metabolic process; tricarboxylic acid cycle. The record is from RefSeq and is a predicted model, not a curated record.
CCUUCUGAUCUUUCUCUUCCAACUCGAUUAGUGAAAUGAACUGACAAAUGACAAUCCCACCAUUCACAAUUGAGCCUUCAGAAGUUCAGUAAUUCAGCUGUCGUCUUGAUCGAAACGUCUAGUCUGAAAACCUCAGAUAUCAAAAUGCUCGAGCCGAUCAGAGUGGUUGUCACCGGCGCCGCCGGACAGAUCGCAUAUUCGCUCAUUUACCAAUUGGCCAAGGGGGAUGUUUUUGGCGAGAACCAACCCCUUUAUCUUCACCUCCUUGAUAUCCCACCGAUGAUGGAAGUUCUGGAGGGCGUCGUCAUGGAGAUAUUCGACUGCGCUCUUCCAUUAGUCAAAGGAAUUGUGCCAACUACAGAUCUUUCAGUUGCUUUCAAAGAUGUUGAUGCUGCUUUUAUGGUUGGGUCUAUGCCAAGAAAGAAGGGUAUGGAGAGGAAGGACCUACUUUCUGCAAAUGUCAAAAUUUUCAAGGAUCAGGGUCAGGCACUCGAUAAAUACGCCAAGAAGUCAGUUAAAGUAUUGGUGGUUGGAAAUCCCGCUAAUACAAAUGCACUUAUGUGUGCUAAGUUUGCACCUUCGAUCCCAAAAGAAAACUUCAGUGCAAUGACAAGGCUUGACCAAAACCGGGCUCAGGCAGCAUUGGCCACAAAGCUUGGAGUGCCGGUUGAUCAGGUUAAAAACGUCUACAUAUGGGGCAAUCACUCAUCCACUCAGUUCCCUGAUGCCUUCCAUGCCUCAGUCAAUGGCAAACCAGUACCUGAAUUACUCAAGGAUGAUGCCUGGCUAAAAGGCGAUUUUGUCACUAAGGUUCAAACAAGGGGUGCUGCUGUUAUUGCAGCUAGGAAGAUGUCCUCGGCCAUGUCAGCCGCUAAGGCUGCUGGGGACCACAUGAGGGACCUCUGGCAUGGUACCAAACCAGGCACCAAUGUCUCAAUGGCAGUGCUUUCUGAUGGUUCGUACGGUAUUCGUCCUGGACUCAUGUUUUCAUUCCCAAUUACUGUCCAGAACAAACAGUGGAAAAUAGUGCAGGGGCUCGCACUUGACGAUUUCUCCAGGUCAAAAUUGGAUGUGACUGCCAAAGAACUUAUGGAAGAGGAGGAGGAAGCGAAGUCACUGUGUGAAGACUGACUAGAAAUUAAGGCUUCUGUCACUCAAUCAAAAUUGUAGAAUGAAUCAUAACAAAAUAUGCUUUCAAAACAGC